AUGGCACCAUCCUACCCACAACGCAAAAUCGGCGAGGAUAACGUCUCCGCCCAAGGCCUCGGCUGCAUGGGCAUGUCCUUCGCAUACACUUCCUACGGCGGCUACGACGACGCCGAGUCCCUCAAAGUCCUCACCAAGGCGGCUGACUUGGGCAUCACCUUCUGGGAUACCUCAGAUAUAUACGGCCCGGCCACCAAUGAAAAAUUGUUGGGACACUGGUUCAAAGAGACUGGCCGUCGUAAGGAGAUCUUCCUUGCAACCAAGUUUGGAAACUUGAGAGGACCAGAUGGUUCACCCACAGUGAGAGGAGACCGCGAGUGGGUCCACCAGGCGUGCAAGGAGAGUUUGGAGAGGCUGGGUGUUGAUCAGGUGGAUCUGUACUAUCAGCAUCGUGUUGAUGGGAAAGUUCCCAUCGAAGAGACUGUCAAAGCGAUGGUGGAGUUGAAAGAUCAAGGAAAGAUUCGAUACUUGGGCUUGUCUGAAUGCUCUGCGGCGACGCUGAGGAGAGCUCACAAAGUGCACCCAAUUGCCGCCGCGCAGAUGGAGUUCUCGCCUUUCGCGCUCGAGAUUGAGUCGGAUCAGACGGAGUUUCUAAAGACAGCGAGGGAGUUGGGUGUCAAGAUUGUAGCAUACUCGCCAUUGGGCAGAGGGUUCCUGACUGGAACGAUGAAGAGCAGGGAUGACUUGGAUGAGGGGGACAACCGGAGGAACCAUCCGAGAUUCUCAGAGGAGAACUUUGGUAGCAACCUCAAGUUGGUGGAGAAACUGACCGAGCUGGCGAAGAGGAAAGGAUGCACGACUGGGCAGUUGUGCAUUGCCUGGGUCCUGGCUCAAGGCGACGAUUUCAUCCCAAUCCCCGGCACCAAACGGGUCAAGUAUCUCGAGGAGAACGCCGCGGCGGUUGACGUGAAGCUGAGCAAAGAGGAGGAGCAAGAGUUCAGGAAGGCAGUCGAGAGCGUGGGCGGCAGUAAGGGUGCCAGAUACCCGGCUGCGAUGAUGGCCCGGUGCUUCGGCGACUCUCCAGAGGUUUCGGUCGCCGCAUAA
Messenger RNA from Zasmidium cellare ATCC 36951, 1044 nucleotides. RefSeq lists its product as uncharacterized. The record is from RefSeq and is a predicted model, not a curated record. Gene Ontology annotation, cellular component: cytoplasm. Lineage: Eukaryota; Fungi; Ascomycota; Dothideomycetes; Mycosphaerellales; Mycosphaerellaceae. The coding region runs from base 1 to 1044 and encodes 347 amino acids. The transcript is spliced from 2 exons.